Messenger RNA from Aspergillus nidulans FGSC A4, 2455 nucleotides. RefSeq names its product tryptophan synthase TRP5 (gene trpB). Lineage: Eukaryota; Fungi; Ascomycota; Eurotiomycetes; Eurotiales; Aspergillaceae. The record is from RefSeq and is a predicted model, not a curated record. The transcript has 3 exons. Gene Ontology annotation, biological process: L-tryptophan biosynthetic process. The coding region runs from base 82 to 2253 and encodes 723 amino acids. Gene Ontology annotation, molecular function: indole-3-glycerol-phosphate lyase activity; tryptophan synthase activity.
CUUCUCUAUCCUUCUAUCCAUUCCUUGUCCUCCUCCCCCGGAUCUUUGCUCCCCUCUUUUCCCCCACCCCCACCUUCCGCCAUGGAGCACAUCAAAAACACUUUCGAGAAGGUCAAACGGGAGAAGCGUGCCGCUCUCGUCGCCUACAUCACCGCCGGAUAUCCCACAAUCGAAGAAUCUGUAGAUAUCCUUCUUGGAUUGGAAAAUGGAGGUGCUGAUAUUAUUGAACUGGGUGUUCCAUUCACCGAUCCUAUUGCUGAUGGACCGACCAUCCAAAAAGCUAACACUAAGGCUCUUGCCAAUGGUGUCACGGUCUCGACAGUACUGGAGAUGGUCCGCUCCGCGAGGAAUCGAGGCCUCAAGGCUCCUAUUAUGCUGAUGGGAUACUAUAACCCCAUGCUCAGCUAUGGCGAAGAACGUAUGCUCCGGGACUGCAAGGAGGUUGGCGUCAAUGGUUUCAUCAUGGUCGAUCUUCCCCCAGAGGAGGCCGUUCGCUUCAGAGAUCUUUGCACCAGUACAGGUCUUUCUUAUGUCCCACUAAUCGCUCCCGCUACCUCCGAGUCUCGCAUGAAACUCCUUUGCAAGAUUGCCGAUUCCUUCAUCUACGUCGUCUCAAGAAUGGGUGUGACCGGUGCUACCGGGACCCUUAGCUCGAACAUCCCCGAACUGCUCGCUCGUGUCCACAAAUGGUCCGGGAACGUGCCAACAGCGCUUGGUUUCGGUGUCAGCACCCGCGAGCACUUCCUUUCUGUUCAGGAGAUUUCUGAAGGUGUCGUCAUCGGUAGCCAGAUUAUCACCGUUCUUGGAGAAGCCCCUGCAGGUCAGGCGGCUCAAAAAGCGGAGGAGUACUUGUCUAGUGUUACUGGCCGCAAACUAGAAAGGGAUACCUCGGGAGCGUUGACUCGUGAGGUGAACGUGCUGGAGCCUGUUUUGAAGAUCGAAACCCCUCCUAUGUCACAGCCUACUGAUGUCAUUACGGAGAAGGAUACGCCUUCGGGUCCUGGUCUUGGAGACCAACUUGAGGCUCUGAACGGUGGUGGAAGUUCUAGCGCAACACCUGCACGUUUCGGCGAAUUCGGUGGACAGUAUGUCCCCGAGUCUUUGAUGGAUUGUCUGGCCGAGUUGGAGCGAGGCUUCGAUAGCGCCCUCAAGGACCCUUCAUUUUGGGAGGAAUAUCGCUCAUACUAUCCUUACAUGGGACGCCCCAGUAGCCUUCACCUCGCAACCCGUCUGACUGAGCAUGUGGGAGGUGCCAAUAUCUGGCUGAAGCGUGAGGAUCUCAACCACACCGGUAGUCACAAGAUCAACAAUGCUCUGGGUCAGAUUCUGCUUGCUCGAAGACUCGGAAAGACAAGAAUCAUCGCAGAGACUGGUGCAGGUCAACACGGUGUUGCCACUGCGACUGUUUGCGCUAAGUUUGGCAUGAAGUGUGUUGUCUACAUGGGUGCAGAGGAUGUGCGUCGUCAGGCCCUGAAUGUUUUCCGUAUGAAGCUCCUUGGCGCGUCCGUGGUCGCCGUUGAUGCAGGCAGUCGAACUCUGCGUGACGCUGUGAACGAGGCUUUGCGUGCGUGGGUUGUUGACCUUGAUACGACCCACUACAUCAUCGGCUCUGCUAUCGGUCCUCAUCCAUUCCCAACGAUCGUGCGCACUUUCCAGUCAGUUAUCGGUGAAGAGACCAAACAGCAACUGCAAGAACAGAUUGGAAAGUUGCCUGACGCCGUCGUCGCCUGUGUUGGUGGUGGUAGCAACGCUGUCGGCAGCUUCUACCCAUUCUCCAAGGAUACUAGCGUCAAGCUUCUUGGUGUCGAAGCCGGUGGUGACGGUAUCGACACAAAUCGCCACUCCGCCACCCUCUCCGGCGGUAGCAAGGGUGUUCUUCACGGUGUCCGCACCUACAUCCUGCAAGACGAGCACGGCCAGGUCUCUGAGACGCACUCCAUUUCCGCUGGUCUUGACUAUCCCGGCGUUGGCCCCGAGCUCAGCAAUUGGAAAGACAGCGACCGCGCGCACUUUAUUGCCGCUACGGACGCCCAGGCUCUCUCUGGCUUCCGCACCAUGGCUCAGACAGAAGGUAUCAUCCCAGCUCUUGAGUCCUCGCACGCCAUUUGGGGUGCUAUCGAGCUUGCCAAGACCAUGGGAAAGGGUAAGGACAUCGUUCUUACUGUUAGUGGUAGAGGUGAUAAAGACGUUGAAAGUGUUGCCGAGUCUCUUCCCAAGUUAGGUCCUCAGAUUGGCUGGGAUUUGCGGUUCUAAGCCACCGACCACCUCAACUAACUCCUCCACCUAUUCGCCACGCCUGAAAACGAAUGUGAUAAAGAUUUAGAACCUCAUCUUGGAUAUACCUCCUACCUAGAAUCUUUGUCUCAAUUCCCAGGUCCUGCCCGGUUUAUAGUUGUAUAUGUACAUUUUUGGUCUUCAAAAGCGGUUUCAUCCUUGAUAGAGAAACUAAUUUACG